AUGUUCUCUCGAAAUUCAACGAGUUUAAUGUUCGUCUCAGAGAAAAGGCCACACAUCAGUCUCGUUUUGCCAAUAUACUAUGAGCUCCACGAUUUACUACAUGAUUUGGCUGAGAGCAAGGAAGAUUUUGCAGAUCUUACUGAGGAUAUUGGAAGUGCUGUUGGUGGGAGUAUCAAUAAAUAUAUCAAGUACUAUACUUUCAUGGAUGCCUCUGAUCUAUACUAUACUGCACUGGCCUUGGAUCCUCGUGUGAAAGGAGCUCUCCUCCUUAAUGAGUUGGAUGAAGAGAACGCUGGGAGGAACAUUCUUCGAACUCUCCGUGAUGACCUUCACCACAAGUACUUUGGGACCACUGAACCACUGGAGGUGUAA
This is a messenger RNA of Penicillium arizonense, 372 nucleotides long. RefSeq lists its product as uncharacterized. Bases 1 to 372 code for a protein of 123 amino acids. The record is from RefSeq and is a predicted model, not a curated record. The transcript is spliced from 2 exons. NCBI's taxonomy places the organism in Eukaryota, Fungi, Ascomycota, Eurotiomycetes, Eurotiales, Aspergillaceae.